AUGUCACUCUUUAUGGGAAACUCCUCCCAGUACUCUUAUGCGUCGGUUGACCCCGAAAAGGUAAAAAUGGCAGAGAUUCAGUUCACAGCGACAGCCAAAACCUUCAACAACAUCAUCAAGACCUGUGAAAAAAAGUGCUUGCCCCAUGAGUAUGGAGAAGGUGAGCUUAAUACUGGUGAAAACUGCUGUAUCGACCGAUGUGUGGCUAAGUACGUCAAGGCUAACUAUCUAGUGGGGUCCAACUUCCAGGAGAAGAACAUCAAUCCUUAUACGAAUAUGCCCGAGUACGACAAAGUGAGAUCGAUGAUGAACGAGAGAAAGUACUAA
Scheffersomyces stipitis CBS 6054 is the source of this 327-nucleotide messenger RNA. It is a transcript of the gene TIM12, whose product is annotated as Tim12p. Gene Ontology annotation, cellular component: mitochondrial inner membrane. The coding region runs from base 1 to 327 and encodes 108 amino acids. Lineage: Eukaryota; Fungi; Ascomycota; Pichiomycetes; Serinales; Debaryomycetaceae. The record is from RefSeq and is a predicted model, not a curated record. The transcript has a single exon. Gene Ontology annotation, biological process: protein insertion into mitochondrial inner membrane.